ACGACGACAACGGUUUCCAUUUGAGCAGGCGGCCCGAGCAGCUGGCGGCGGCGGGGGGCACCGGCCCCGGGCAGUUUGGUGCUCUGCUUGUCGGAUGUUGGAGUGCAGUAAAACAGAACACAUUCUUCGGGGUUUUAUGUCCGUCCUGGGGUGCAGUGACUAACAUUGAACUUUGGCUCCUGUAGCGUUAAGCUGGAGCUUGGCUCUGAAGGAUAAAUAAAGCACAGCCUCUCGACUGGACAUAAAUGGAUCUAAAGACAGCAGUGUUUAACGCAGCUCGCGAUGGCAAACUCCGGCUCCUCACCAAGUUGUUGGCAAGCAAGUCCAAAGAGGAGGUUUCCUCCUUGAUUUCUGAAAAAACAAAUGGGGCCACGCCACUCCUGAUGGCUGCGAGGUAUGGGCACCUCGACAUGGUGGAAUUCCUUCUAGAGCAAUGCAGUGCAUCCAUAGAAGUCGGGGGCUCUGUCAAUUUUGACGGCGAAACCAUUGAGGGUGCUCCCCCUUUAUGGGCCGCUUCUGCAGCUGGACACUUGAAGGUUGUCCAGUCUUUGUUAAACCAUGGAGCAUCAGUCAACAACACGACUUUAACCAAUUCAACUCCUCUUCGAGCUGCAUGUUUCGAUGGCCAUUUGGAAAUAGUCAAGUACCUCGUAGAACACAAAGCUGACUUGGAAGUGUCAAAUCGGCAUGGUCAUACGUGCUUGAUGAUUUCAUGUUACAAAGGACAUAAAGAGAUUGCUCAGUAUUUACUUGAAAAGGGGGCAGAUGUUAAUAGAAAAAGUGUUAAAGGUAAUACUGCAUUACACGAUUGUGCAGAAUCUGGGAGUUUGGACAUCAUGAAGAUGCUUCUUAUGUAUUGUGCCAAGAUGGAAAAGGAUGGUUAUGGAAUGACUCCCCUUCUUUCAGCAAGUGUGACUGGUCACACUAAUAUUGUGGAUUUUCUGACACACCAUGCGCAGACCAGCAAGACAGAACGUAUCAAUGCUCUAGAGCUUUUGGGAGCUACGUUUGUAGACAAAAAAAGAGAUUUACUUGGGGCUUUGAAAUACUGGAAAAAGGCAAUGAACAUGAGGUACAGUGAUAGGACUAAUAUCAUUAGUAAACCAGUACCACAGACUCUAAUAAUGGCUUAUGAUUAUGCUAAGGAGGUGAAUAGUGCAGAAGAGUUAGAAGGUCUUAUUGCUGAUCCUGACGAGAUGAGAAUGCAAGCGCUGUUAAUUAGAGAACGUAUUCUUGGCCCUUCUCAUCCUGACACCUCUUACUAUAUUAGAUAUAGAGGUGCUGUCUAUGCAGAUUCUGGGAACUUUAAACGAUGCAUCAACCUAUGGAAGUAUGCUUUGGAUAUGCAGCAGAACAAUUUGGACCCUUUAAGCCCAAUGACCGCCAGCAGCUUACUGUCUUUUGCAGAACUGUUCUCCUUUAUGCUACAGGAUAGGGCUAAGGGCUUGCUGGGUACUACUGUUACCUUUGAUGAUCUUAUGGGCAUACUGUGCAAAAGCGUCCUUGAAAUUGAACGAGCUAUCAAACAAACUCAGUGUCCAGCUGACCCACUGCAAUUAAAUAAGGCUCUUUCCAUCAUUUUGCACCUGAUUUGCUUAUUAGAAAAAGUUCCUUGUACUCCAGAACAGGACCAUUUCAAAAAACAGACUAUCUACAGAUUUCUUAAGCUUCAUCCAAGAGGAAAGAAUAGCUUCAGCCCUCUGCAUCUGGCUGUGGACAAGAAUACUACCUGUGUAGGGCGGUACCCUGUUUGUAAGUUUCCAUCUCUGCAAGUUACUGCAAUACUGAUAGAAUGUGGUGCUGAUGUGAACGUCAGAGACUCUGAUGACAACAGUCCCCUGCAUAUUGCUGCUCUGAACAACCAUCCAGACAUCAUGAAUCUUCUUAUUAAGUCAGGUGCACAUUUUGAUGCCACAAACUUACACAAACAAACUGCUAGUGACUUGCUGGAUGAGAAGGAAAUAGCUAAGAAUUUGAUCCAGCCCAUAAAUCAUAUCACAUUGCAGUGUCUUGCUGCUCGUGUCAUCGUGAAUCAUAGAAUAUAUUACAAAGGGCAUAUCCCAGAAAAGCUAGAGACCUUUGUUUCACUUCAUAGAUGAUAAUUUGACUAUUUUAGCAUUGUUAAAGCACGAAUUGGUAACAGUUGUUUCAUAAAUGAGCACUGUUGUGAUAACACCAGCAUUCAUUUGGCUUGAUGUCACUGUGCUCUCAUUGGCUAAUAAGCAUCAAAGUUACAGGAUUGGUUUCCCAGUAUUUAAUAUAAAUAUACCAUAUAAUAUAUUGUUUGUGAAUUAUUGAGAAAAGUAAUGUCAUAUUCAAAUUUCUAAAGUUGUCUGCCAAAGGCCAUUCUGGUUUUGUUUGCUGUUGGGUAUUUGGGACAGAGUUAACUGUUUUUUUCAGUGGUGUCUAUACUUUUUGAGUUUGUGAACUUUAUACAAUUGAAAGUCUUUUUUUCCUCUUGCUUCUUCCUUUUCAAGCUUCACCCCUGUUUUCUCCCUUUUCCUCCUGUUUCUGCUAUUUUUCCCCAUGAUGGACCCAUGCUAGGUCAUAAACCUUAUGGACUUACCAUUUGCAGUUACCAUAAGUGCUUUAUCUUCUCUAUGCAUCGGCUUAAACUUGACUGUUGUAUGUUAGCAUAUAUUCUAUGCAGCAGUUGGUCAACUUCAACUUGACACUGUUUUCUUACAUUCAUUACAAAGUUUAUUUCAUGAAAGUACUCCUGUAGCAUGACGAUUUUUAGAGCUGCCAGCUAGCUGAGAUCUAGCUUUUUUGUUUUUGUUAUUUUCCAUUACAUCUGAGGUUUCUUUCUCAUUUACAGAAGUUUUUGUAUGCUAAACUUGAGAAACAAAUCUAUUAUAACUCAUUAACCCAGUUGAAAUUUAGGUCUGCCAUCUUAAUACGUCAUGCUAUAAAGGGAAGACUAAAGUGACCCGCCUUUCAUACUGCUCCAGCGUUGUCCUGCUUGUGCUGAUGGUGUGAUUAGGUUUAGAGAAUUGCUAAAAGUUAACCUAAAAGUUUACACACAGCUUAACAGAUCACAUUGAAAUACUCCAUCAUUGAGCUGCAAAUGACUUUUAGUUACAAAAAGAGCUAAAGCAUGUCAGUGGCGUGAUGCUUGCCAAGCUAGAUCUGGGCAUCUAAAAAAAUUAAAGUAUUUUAGUGUGCAACUUACUGCCAUAGUACCAGAAGUUAGCAACAGUGUUCUUUCUUCGAGCUUAAACAUACUUUUUAAAGAUAACUUGCAUGAGUUACUUUGAUCUCUAUUAUUUGUCACUAGUUAAAACACAGAAGGUUGCACAGUGAUUUCUAUUACUGAAAGCGCCUCUCUUCUCUCUGCUUCUCUCCCUCCCUGCCUCCCUCUCUCUGCCCUCUCUUCACCUUUCUCCUCAUUCUUUCCAUCUUUCUCCUCCUCCUCCUCCCCCUUGGUUUUCUUUCUUUGAUUUGCUAAUGCCACAGAAAGGGCUCUUUUGACUUAAGAAAAGAUAAGUGAAAAUGACUAAAAAGAUUCAGGUAGUAAUCAUUCAGCACUUUAUUUUAUCAGAAUAAAACUUAUAAUGGUGUAUUCGCCUACAAAUGUCUUAAUGUAAUUGCUCUGAAUAAAAAGCUCCGUAUUGAUUUGAAGAAAAAAAAAAUCAGUUUACCCGUGAAUUUAAUGAGCCGGAUCGCUGGGAUUUGGGGGUUAUAUUUUAUUCCUAGGGUUGAUGUAAUGCAGAGUCAUCAUUUGCAGUCAUGCUGCACUUACCUUCAUCUUUAUGCAGUAAAAACUUGUAAUGAGUAUAACAUUAUACUUUUCAACUAAGAUUAAAUAAAAACUAAAAAAUUCCAUUUUAAUUAAUUGUGGUUCAAUUUUUAAAAAAAUAUAUCCUUAUUUUACUAUAUUGUUUAUUUAAUUUACCACUGAAAAGACUGCAUUAGAUCAGUGGGCAUUUUCCAACCUCCUGAUGAAAAGAUUUUAUUAUCUUUGAUUUACUAUGGGCAAACCUGAUAAAACAUUUAAACUGCCACAUAUAUUAAGAAUAAUUUGUCAUUUAGAUAAAUCCUGUAGAAAUGUCAAGCAAUAUUUUGAAAUCAUCUUCUGACUGUGGUAGGAGAAUUACAUGUGCAUGAGCUACUUUGGAAAACUUUGCCAGUUGGCUAAACCUUCAUUGGUUGAUCUUUCUGCAUUUUUAAGGGAUUUAAAUUUCUCCUGCCUCUUGGCAGGGAGAGUGGGAGUUAAUGUUCUUAGAGCAAGGCACAUCUCUAACACUGCCUUAUGGAUGGACUUGAAUUGUGUGACUCAAAUCACAUUAUAAUUCAUUUUCUGUCAUUUAAAAACAGGUAACUUGGAGGUAACUAUAAUGCUGCACUGCACUUAGGAUACUUCUGUAUCCUUUCUCUGUUUGCCCUCUCUAGAUAUGUUAUUUGAAAAAUUAGUUUAGUAGCUCACGAUAAUGAUUUUUAUUUUAGGUGGGUUCAGAAAUGUGACAUCAGAUACUGUUAAGACCAUCAAAAUGAUUUCAAAAUUGUGAGACUGAAUAACAUAAAAUUCUUAAUUUUUUUAACCACAGGUGAGUAAAUUAGGUAAUUGAUUACUCAUUUGAAUGAAACUACACUGGACAUUGUAGUUGGUAGUGUUAACUGGCAGUGUUGUGUAGAUUUUGACUGUUUCUACAAAAGUGCCCUGUUGGGGGCUCUCAAUUCAGAUCAUUUUUCUAAAAGAAGUAGUUAUUUUAUUCAGAUACCAGCCUACUUUCUAAAGGCAAAUGGAUUACCGACUUAAAAAUGGCCAUUUCUUUUAUCCUUAAAUCUGACAAGCGUGAGCCCAAGUCAGCAAAAAAUAAUCUGGUGCCCUUUAUGAUUUUGAAGUUGGAUGUUGUUCAUUUGUAGAGACAACUUGUAUUAUAUUUUUAAAAACUCCAUUUGCUGUCACCUGGGAAAAUUAUUCAGAUAUUUGGAAAAAUAGCUUUUCAAAAUCAUAUUGCCCAGCCAAAACCCUCAGCAGAAUUUAUAAGUGCGUCUUUUCUCAGCAGAGGCUGAAAAGGAAUAACAUUCUUACACACUAUGAUAGUGGCUCUUUUGCUUGGAACUUCAGCCACUUCAAGGUUAGAUACGAAGGAAAUUUUAAUUGGUUCUUUCCCCCUCAUGUAUCACUACAACUAGUUUUCCUCCCUUUUGUAGUACCAUUGUGUUUUGUUUUUUUUUUAAAGAAGUACUGUAUUCAGAUGCCAGCCAAUAAAUUGUUACAUAGUGGAAAAUGAUAGUGCUACAACAUUCAUUGUAAGGUUUAAUAAAGUUAAAUUUGCACCAAC
Messenger RNA from Jaculus jaculus (lesser Egyptian jerboa), 5288 nucleotides. RefSeq names its product fem-1 homolog C (gene Fem1c). The record is from RefSeq and is a predicted model, not a curated record. Lineage: Eukaryota; Metazoa; Chordata; Mammalia; Rodentia; Dipodidae. The transcript has 3 exons. The coding region runs from base 246 to 2099 and encodes 617 amino acids. Gene Ontology annotation, molecular function: protein binding.